AUGAUGCUCAAUUCGGACCAGACAGAGAUCGACCUGCCCCCAACGCACUCCGAGUCCGAGUCUGUCUUCAGUGACUGCGGCGGCGGCCGUGCGGGCAGUGCAGAGGACGCUGGCAGCGUUGGCUUGUGCGCCCAGUCCCGGAUAGCCGAACCAGGUGAGGCUGUGAAGAAAGACCUGCAGCACCUGAGCCGGGAGGAACGUCGGCGCCGGCGCCGUGCCACAGCUAAAUACCGGACAGCCCAUGCCACGCGGGAGCGCAUCCGCGUCGAAGCCUUCAACAUGGCCUUCGCCGAGCUGCGGAAGCUGCUGCCCACCCUGCCGCCAGACAAGAAGCUCUCCAAGAUUGAGAUCCUCCGCUUGGCCAUCUGCUACAUCUCCUACCUGAACCACGUGCUGGACGUCUGA
Messenger RNA from Charadrius vociferus (killdeer), 405 nucleotides. It is a transcript of the gene NHLH1, whose product is annotated as nescient helix loop helix 1. NCBI's taxonomy places the organism in Eukaryota, Metazoa, Chordata, Aves, Charadriiformes, Charadriidae. The record is from RefSeq and is a predicted model, not a curated record. Bases 1 to 405 code for a protein of 134 amino acids. Gene Ontology annotation, molecular function: DNA-binding transcription factor activity, RNA polymerase II-specific; RNA polymerase II cis-regulatory region sequence-specific DNA binding; protein dimerization activity. The transcript has a single exon. Gene Ontology annotation, biological process: regulation of transcription by RNA polymerase II.